This is a messenger RNA of Aplosporella prunicola CBS 121167, 348 nucleotides long. RefSeq lists its product as uncharacterized. NCBI's taxonomy places the organism in Eukaryota, Fungi, Ascomycota, Dothideomycetes, Botryosphaeriales, Aplosporellaceae. Gene Ontology annotation, molecular function: histone binding; cyclin-dependent protein serine/threonine kinase activator activity; ubiquitin binding. The record is from RefSeq and is a predicted model, not a curated record. Gene Ontology annotation, biological process: regulation of mitotic cell cycle. Gene Ontology annotation, cellular component: cyclin-dependent protein kinase holoenzyme complex; SCF ubiquitin ligase complex. Bases 1 to 348 code for a protein of 115 amino acids. The transcript is spliced from 4 exons.
AUGAACAUGGAUAUAGACUUCACGCGCCGCAACAAGAAGCCCAGGCCGCUCUCCGAGGCCGAGAAGGACAAGCUGGACGAGUUCGUCGAGAGCAUCCACUACUCCGCAAGAUACUCCGACAGCGAAUUCGAGUAUCGUCACGUCCAGCUGCCCAAGCAGAUGCUCAAGGCCAUACCAAAGGAGUAUUUUGAUGGCUCAAGGGGGACACUGAAGCUGCUGUGGGAAGAGGAGUGGAGAGCUCUGGGCAUCACGCAGAGUCUGGGCUGGGAGCACUACGAAGUUCAUGAGCCCGAGCCGCACAUUCUCCUCUUCAAGCGGCCCAUCAACUACCAGCCCCCCAUGCACUGA